Messenger RNA from Acanthosepion pharaonis, 2013 nucleotides. NCBI's taxonomy places the organism in Eukaryota, Metazoa, Mollusca, Cephalopoda, Sepiida, Sepiidae. The record is from the annotation of a GenBank genome assembly.
AUGUUUGUGUCGCUCGUUUGUUUCCUACUCGAAGUUGAUGAUGAUUAUCCGGUGCCUUCAUCCUUAUUUUACAAAGCACCCAAUUAUAAAAUGCCUGUAGGAAGUGAAGGAAGUAAAAGCCAUAUAAGUUUCGCUGCAGCUCUCUCCACAGGCACCAAACAUGACAAGGAAAUUCUUGAAAAAACCAGGGGUUGUCGGAAUGCCCAAGAGAUCUCCAUAGAAACUUUUUACAAUGAAGGUUCUUCUGAAAAUACACAACCCAAGUCCUUGCAAUCUGACUGUAGUGAUAACAAGCAGUCAGAAUGUGAAAAUCCUGAGGAGGUUGCUUCAAAACGUCCCCAAGUAUGUGAGACUGAUUCUACCAGACUGCCAGUAAAAUGGGUGCAAGCCGGCCCCAAUAGUGACCAGCCUCAGCCACCUGGCACAUGUCACUCUCGAGAAACCAGUGUGUCUACUAGAGAUUCACGGGAAUCUUCCUACAGUAGUGGAGAUAGCAUGUCCUAUUCAACCACUGGCCGCAGUACACGUCCAAAAAAUUGCAAUUCUUCCAACAUUCACUUCUUCUCUGGAAACCCAAUGGUUGAAGUCACUAAGGGGAUUUUACAUGUAUAUAAAGAUAACCAAAUGGUUUCUCUAAAAGAAGAAUUGCCACGGAGUGAACUGAUUUGUAUGCUAGGGGUGUCUGCAGCUUACACUAUUCAUGAUUUGCUUCGAUUCACCGCUCCAGUCGGUGCUGGAGUUGAAAGCAUGAGGAUCAUCAGGGAUUCUACACCUAAUCAAUACAUGGUUCUGAUUAAAUUCAAAACUCAGGAGAUGGCAGAUGAGUUUUAUUCAGCAUUUAAUAACACUCACUUCAACUCUAUUGAGUCUGAUGUUUGUCAUUUGGUGUAUGUAGCCAAAAUCGAGGCUAUGAAAUCAUCUGAGGGUGCUGGCUUGCCAAUUCCAGGACUCACAGAGCUGCCCAACUGCCCAGUUUGUCUGGAGAGGAUGGAUGAAUCUGUGGAAGGAAUCUUAACGAUCCUUUGCAAUCAUGCUUUCCAUGUGUCCUGCCUUGCACAGUGGGGCUAUACAAGUUGUCCUGUUUGUCGGUAUUGCCAAACUCCAGAGCAAAUUGCUGAUAAUCGAUGCUUAGAGUGUAACUCACAAGAGAGUUUAUGGAUUUGCUUAAUUUGUGGUCAUGUUGGGUGUGGACGUUACGUUGGUAGGCAUGCCUACAGACAUUUUCAGGAGACCCAGCAUACAUACGCCAUGCAAUUGGGGAACAACAAAGUAUGGGAUUAUGCCGGGGACAAUUAUGUACAUAGAUUGGUGCAAAAUAAAGCUGAUGGUAAAAUUGUUGAGGUGGAUGAACGAGGUAAUGCCAUCCAGGAUGAAAAGCUUGAUGCCCUAACUUUAGAAUAUACGUAUUUACUUACCAGUCAACUUGAAUCUCAGCGACUAUAUUUUGAAGAAAGAAUUGCUCGAGUAGAAAAGGAGACUCUGGAACAGGUUACAGCAGGUGAAACACGGCAUAAACAAAUGGUGGAUGAGCACCACCGUAUGGAAGAAACACUUGAACAAGUAACAAGACAAAAGAUUCAAACUGAAAAGAAAUGCUCACAGUAUCAUGGGCAAUUGACAAAAGUAAUGCGAGAUUUGCAAGAGGAACGUGCCAUGAAUAAAUCCUUACUAGAGAAUCAAAGUGUAUGGCAACAACAGAUUACAGAACUUGAGAAGAAAGUGAAAGAAAUGAAUGAACAGAAAGACAAAGAACUUGAGGAACUUAGAGAGCAACUGAGAGACAUGAUGUUUCACUUGGAAGCUCAACAAAAACUAGCAGAUGAUGGUCUGGCUGUAUCACAAAAAGAACUACAGGAGGGCCAAGUAAUUGUUGGAGCUGCAUCAGCUUCCUCCUCAACACCAGGAGGCUCAAACCAUUCCAGUUCCUCCAUUAAACCUCAGGCUAUUUUGUCAAUCAUCUGUGAUCUCACCAUUGACAUUCAAGAUUCCCCCAUAUUAAAUGGACUUAAUUAA